This is a messenger RNA of Racocetra persica, 235 nucleotides long. The record is from the annotation of a GenBank genome assembly. NCBI's taxonomy places the organism in Eukaryota, Fungi, Glomeromycota, Glomeromycetes, Diversisporales, Gigasporaceae.
UAAGCUUAUUAGUAGUAUCAAUCAGCAGUUUCGAAAAUGUGUUAUAUCAGAUAAUAAUAUCAAUGUUGAGAAUAUAAAAAUGGACAUUGAUACCACUGAAAAUAUAAAAACGGAUAUUGAUACUACUGAAAAUAUAAAAAUUGAUCUUGAUUCUAAAAAGAGAAAAUUGGAUAUUGAUUUUGAAAAUAUAAAAAUUGAUAUUGAUUCUAAGAAGAAUAAAAUGGAUUUUAUAGUG